AUGGUGCGAUUCCGAUUCCCACGUAUCGAACGGAAUAACGGAAGCUUUUUGAUUAAAGGAAGUAUACAAAGUUUACGUGAAAGAUCAGAUGCAUUGUACUUUGAUCCUUUACGUAUCGUUUCUCUCACUUACACUGAAACCGAAGCGAAAGAAUCGAUAUGGAGAAUGGAUUUGGAAAUCAUCAUGGACUUGAUUUCAGUGACACUUUCGUGUUUAUUUAUCGUGCUACAACUCUUUCAUGUCAAAAAGAAUCCAGAAUUGAUUCCAUUGAUUUCGAUUUUGAUGAUGGUGAUUCUUACACUUGGGUACAUGGUUCCUUUAGUGUUGAAUUUCGAGGCAAUGUUUUCAAACACUCGUUACCCUCAAAACAUUCCACUCGGGGGAAGUGGUGGAUUGCUUGAAGUGAAUGAAGUGAUUGUGAGGAUAGUGACAAUGGUAGCUUUCAUUUUGCAAUUCCGUCUCCUCCAAUUGACAUGGAAUUCAAAACCUGGGAAUGACGAACAGAAACAUUGGAAUCAUGAGAUACGGAGUAUUGUAAUCUGUUUACCGAUUUAUAUAAGUGGUGGAUUGAUCAUGUUGCUAGCGAAGUGGAUUGACAAUGAUUACAUUAUCUCAAGUAAUCGAUCAAUCUGGGGUGAUUUGAGGUCUUAUGCGGGGUUAACACUAGAUGGAUUCUUGUUUCCACAAAUCGUUCUUAACAUUUUUCAGAUUUCAAAAGGGAAUGCUUUGUCUUAUUUGUUUUAUAUAGGGAACACUUUUGUUCGAUUACUACCUCAUGCGUAUGAUCUUUAUAGGGGUCAAAAGAACAUCAGUCAUCAAUUUGAUCGAUUCUAUCUGUAUGCAAAUCCAAGAGCAGAUUUCUACUCAACUUCUUGGGAUGUGUCCAUUGCUUGUGGAGGAUUUGUGUUUGCAGUGAUUGUGUUCUUGCAGCAACGUUUUGGUGGUCGAUUUAUGCUUCCAAAGAGAUUCCAGGAGUCUGUUGAAUAUGAAAUGGUGCCUGUGGUAAACAAUGAGUAA
This is a messenger RNA of Lactuca saligna, 1017 nucleotides long. The record is from the annotation of a GenBank genome assembly. Lineage: Eukaryota; Viridiplantae; Streptophyta; Magnoliopsida; Asterales; Asteraceae.